Acanthamoeba castellanii str. Neff is the source of this 855-nucleotide messenger RNA. RefSeq names its product DNAJ heat shock domain containing protein. Lineage: Eukaryota; Discosea; Longamoebia; Acanthamoebidae. The transcript is spliced from 9 exons. Bases 1 to 855 code for a protein of 284 amino acids. The record is from RefSeq and is a predicted model, not a curated record.
AUGUACGACAAGUUCGGAAAGGACUACGUCUCUGGCCAAGGCGGCGAGGUGGACAUAUCGUUCGCGUUCAAGAUGCUGUUCGGUGCUGGCAAGUUCGACGACGUGAUCGGAGAAAUGAACCUCUUCUCCUCGUUCAUGGCCGACGAGCAAUCGGAGUCUGCCAAGGCGGAGCAGGAGAAGGCGCAGCGGGAGAGGAUCGAAAAGCUGGCCACCACCCUGCAUUUCAUCAAACUCGAGCCCUACACCGCUGGCAACACCAAAGAAUGGGUCGUUCUCAUGGAGCAGGACAUCGAAGAGAAGCUGGAGGUUCCCGGCGGCGCGUCGCUUCUCCUCCACAUCGGCUAUAUUUAUAUACAGGAAGCAAAGCAACACGAUAACCGCUGGUUUGGUCUCGAGAGCUUCGUUUCCGAGCUCUCGGAGAAGGGCCACAUCGUAUCCGAGGCUCUCUCCCUCGUCAGCGAGGCACGCAAGCUGCAGUUGGUGCAGCAGCAGCUGGAGGGAUCGCAAGACACCGAUGUUCAGAUGAAGGCUCUCAACCAGGGCAUCAACCUGGUGUGGAAGCUCGGUAAGCUUGAGAUUGAGCAGGUGCUGCGGCAAGCGUGCGAAAAGAUGUUCAAGGACUGUAAGGACAAGAAGACCAGAAAGAAGCUCGUGGAUGGACUGCGCAAGCUUGGCGAGAUGUACCAGAAGGCGGCGAAGAAGGUGGGCGUGGCCCGACGAGCGGCGCCCACCAUCAACGACUUUGGCGAACACUUUGGAGGCGUGCCGCCGACUGAACAGCAGCAGCAGGAUGGUACCGCCAUCGGCGGAAACGAGGGCAAGAAGGCCAAGGGUAAGGACGGCAAGUGGGUGUAG